Messenger RNA from Brassica oleracea var. oleracea, 1109 nucleotides. Its product is annotated as ubiquitin-conjugating enzyme E2 22-like. The transcript has 7 exons. Bases 229 to 975 code for a protein of 248 amino acids. The record is from RefSeq and is a predicted model, not a curated record. Lineage: Eukaryota; Viridiplantae; Streptophyta; Magnoliopsida; Brassicales; Brassicaceae.
CAGCAUCUGUCUGUAUAAAACUCUCAAUAAUAAUUGAACCUCUCUCUCUCUCUCUCUCUCUCUUCUUGAUUUCAACUUGAGAAUCUUUCAUUUACUCGUAGGAGAGAAAGGGAUCGAUCGCCUUUUCCUCACUCUCUCUGCUUAGUUUUGGCUCAGUUUGAUCUCAUCACAUUGUGGAGUGUCUGCCUGUUUGAGGAGAAGAACGUCUGCUUGCACUUACUAUUCUCCAUGGCAAGUAACGAGAAUCUACCACCCAAUGUUAUCAAGCAGCUCGCCAAGGAACUCAAGAGUCUUGACGAAUCUCCUCCGGAUGGCAUCAAGGUUGUGGUCAACGACGAGGACUUCUCUCAAAUAUGUGCUGAUAUUGAAGGACCAGUUGGGACUCCUUAUGAGAAUGGACUUUUCCGUAUGAAGUUGGCAUUAUCUCAUGAUUUUCCACAUUCUCCGCCUAAAGGCUACUUUAUGACAAAGAUAUUCCAUCCCAAUGUUGCUUCUAACGGAGAGAUUUGCGUUAACACUCUUAAGAAAGAUUGGAACCCUAGUCUUGGAUUAAGACAUGUUCUCUCUGUUGUGAGGUGCUUACUAAUCGAGCCAUUUCCAGAAUCUGCAUUAAACGAACAGGCUGGAAAGAUGCUACUUGAGAACUAUGAAGAGUACGCUAGGCAUGCUCGGCUUUACACGGGUAUCCAUGCUAAACCAAAACCUAAGUUCAAAACAGGAGCUAUCUCAGAGUCAACAACGGCUCUAAAUGUUGGCCAGCCCAACAACGAGACGCCUGGUGCAAUACCCUCUUCAGUGGCAGACAUCAAUAGAGUAAUAACAGCGACUGAACAAAUUGCUAACGUGCCUGUAGCAGCAGCAGCAGGAUCUGCAAGUGUGGCCACUACGACACAGAAAAGAGAAGCCGGUUUGGCCAAGGUUCAGGCAGACAAGAAGAAGGUAGAUGCCAGAAAGAAGAGCUUGAAGAGACUAUGAUGAUACUUCUCAAUUAGUGUCAUUUAUCUUAUCUCCAUCUCAUAAUGUUUGGAUUCUUCUGUCAUGUCAUCAUGACUCUGCCCCCUUUUUGCUCAACUCUUUUCCUAUCAAAGUUGGAGUGACUAUUAGAAAUU